CAACUCUUAUCAUUUCAUUCAAUUCAAAUUCUAAUGAAUUUUGCAAUCUUUCAGUUCAAAUUUCGGCAUCAGCUGCUCAGUCAAUGAAUGAUUUAAAUUCUCGUACAUUAUGAUCGUUGAUAUCGUCUGUAAGCUGUUCCCCUGAGGUACGAAGUCUUUUAACCCCAAGGUUUUCAUAAAUGAUCUUCCAACUAACAGUUGUAAGCCACAGAAGCACUUUCAUUCAACAUGGAUUCUCCAAACAACAAGAGAAAUCACAAUGACAGUCCAACCUCUAGUAAUUCUGACCUAACACAACAAGGAAAGAGACCUAAAUUGAAUGAUUGCCAGUAUGGUGAAAAAUGUUUCCGCAAGAAUCCUCAACAUUUCCAAGAGUACGCUCAUCCUUAUUUAAAUGAUCUUAUUGAACGAUUCGGUGAUUCUAAACUACCUGACAACCAUCCAUCAAAAAUCCGAUUGAGCGAUCUUCGAGCACAGAUUGAAAUUGUGAAGUCUUUGAAACGAGCCAAGCCCAAACCGAAACCCAAACCAAAAAAAGAUGAGCCAGAGUCCAGUGGAGCUUCGAAUUCUUCAAGUUCCAACUCAGUGAAUUUAGAAGAAUUUAUUCAUCCCACAUGGAAACUCAACCGAGGAAAAGUGAAGAAGAAAUUGGCAGACUCAAAACCGUACAGACUCUUCUUUUCAGCGAUUAAAGACUCGCCUGAAACUCAUUCUGAACCCUUAAGCAUAUCUUUCCAAGAGUUACUUGAUAGCAGUCUUGGAACCAUAAAAGAAACUUUGCAGAUAAAUUUCAUCGUUGAAUUACCAUGGUUGCUGGCACAGUAUCACAUCACUGGAAAUAGGGGGACACCAAUCACAAUUCUUCACGGAGAUGAUCCUGAUCUCAAAAAAGGGAGCAAACUUCCACAUGUGACAGCUGUUUAUGUGAAAUCACCGAUACCAUUCGGUCAUCAUCAUACAAAAAUGAUGAUAAUAGCUUACACUGACGGAAGUAUCCGAGUCAAUGUGUUGACAGCUAAUCUAGAAGAAACUGAUUGGGAAAAUAGAUGUCAAGGGGUGUGGAUUGGCCCUAAAUGUAAAAAGUUACCUCCUGGAUCAGAUACAACAGCUGGAGAUUCAGUCACAAAAUUCAAGAAAAAUCUCCUUCAGUAUUUAUCAUUCUACAAAUCAUCAAAUUUAGAAUCGUGGAUUGAUAGAGUGAGGAAGGCAAAUUUUUCCAAGUACAGAGUAUUUUUUACAUCCAGUGUUCCUGGCAGUCACAUCGGCCCUGCUCUUGAAACAUGGGGUCACCUUCAAAUCGGCAAAAUUCUACGAGAGAACCCACCAGUGCCUUUCUCUGAGAAAACGCAUCAGGAAUGGUCUGUUAUCGCCCAGUGCUCGUCCAUCGGAUCUCUAGGGAAGGAGUGUAAUGACUGGUUGUGCACCGAAUUACUUUCCAGUUUCAGCCGCAAAGUUCCUAGUCUCUACUACCCAAAGCUCCAUGUGAUGUAUCCCAGUUUUAAAAAUGUUGAAAACAGUCAUGAUGGCCUCCUUGGUGGCAGAGGUCUGCCAUAUACUAAUAAGGUUCAUAAAAACCAGUCCUGGCUGGACAAGAGGCUGUAUCAGUGGAAAAGUGACUCAAAGUUUCGAUCAAAAGCAAUGCCUCAUAUCAAAACCUAUUGCUGCGUUUCUCCAAAUCAUAAAUUCGCCUCUUGGUUUUUGAUGACAAGUGCAAACUUGUCCAAAGCUGCGUUUGGGUCAGUUACAAAAAAAGAUGGUGCCCUCAUGAUUCGCUCUUACGAAGCUGGAGUUCUGUUUCUUCCUCAAUACUUGAUUGACUCAGACGUUUUCCCACUCGAAGGAUCCGGUAUAAAUGAAGAAAACCUUAUCUUGCCGUUACCUUACGAUUUACCUCUCAAAAAGUACUCCAACAAUGAUUCUGUCUGGGAUUAUGGAAUAUAUAGUGAGCGCUAAUUUUCACAGACAUAUGCCAGUAAGUCUCCUGCAUUCAUAUUACAACCGGUUACAGAGUGAUGUGCCAGAUGUUGCUUCGGAGUCCAAUACAUGUAUUUAUAGUUUGUCUUGCAUACUGUUGUGGUGGAACUUUGGCCUGUCAAAAACCAAACAGAAACUGAUCAUCUGUGAUGAGGUGCGUGGAAAUAAUUUUACAUUUAGUAAGAAAUCCGUUUAAAACAAGUUUUUCUCAUUCUCAGUUGUUUUCAAACCAAAAAACCGCAGUAUAGCUCUUAAGUUUUCGUCAAAAAGCAACCUAUUAAUGUUUCGUUGCAAUCAUGGCUAUCUAUUUUUUUCUAGGUUUUUUUAUUUUAUUUUUAAAUCGAUGUUUUCAAGUUUCAUUCUGCGUCUCAAGGCAGGCUUUAUAGUCCUUGCCGUCAUAUUUCAAAUUCAUCUAUCAGUUUCAAAUAUAUUUAUUUUUUGUAAUAAUAACCUCUCUGAUCGUUGGUCGUGAUCAUAAUUUUAAUAAAUGAACAUUUGAAUUUUUUUA
Molecule: messenger RNA, 2482 nt
Organism: Bemisia tabaci
Lineage: Eukaryota; Metazoa; Arthropoda; Insecta; Hemiptera; Aleyrodidae
Source: RefSeq, a predicted model, not a curated record